AUGCAGAAAAUCACCGGCAUGUUCCACCACCACCACGACAAGGACAAGUCCGGCUCAAGUCACCACGCCACGGCCAGCAUCAACGGAACCAACAUCGCCGACGCCAACUCCUACGAGUUCGUGGAGGGCACCAUCUACUUCCCCCUCUCCUCGCUCAAAGACGCCGAAUCGCUGCUUGUCCCUUCCAACAAGCAGUACACGUGUCCCUGGAAAGGCGAGAGCCAGUACUACGACCUCCAAGUCGGUGGGCAAACGUACAAGGACGCGGCGUGGGCGUACCCAACGCCGUUGGCCAAGGCGGCACACAUCAAGGAUCAUAUCGCCUUUGACCGAAGCAUUGUGAAGACGGAGAAGCACUGA
This is a messenger RNA of Neohortaea acidophila, 360 nucleotides long. RefSeq lists its product as uncharacterized. Lineage: Eukaryota; Fungi; Ascomycota; Dothideomycetes; Mycosphaerellales; Teratosphaeriaceae. The transcript is spliced from 2 exons. Bases 1 to 360 code for a protein of 119 amino acids. The record is from RefSeq and is a predicted model, not a curated record.